This is a messenger RNA of Hylaeus volcanicus, 4643 nucleotides long. RefSeq lists its product as uncharacterized. Gene Ontology annotation, cellular component: nucleus. Bases 361 to 1167 code for a protein of 268 amino acids. Gene Ontology annotation, molecular function: DNA-binding transcription factor activity, RNA polymerase II-specific; RNA polymerase II cis-regulatory region sequence-specific DNA binding. The transcript has 4 exons. The record is from RefSeq and is a predicted model, not a curated record. NCBI's taxonomy places the organism in Eukaryota, Metazoa, Arthropoda, Insecta, Hymenoptera, Colletidae. Gene Ontology annotation, biological process: regulation of transcription by RNA polymerase II.
GCUGCGACAAGCGUCCCCGCGAGGUGUUUCAGUAAACUCCUCAGUCUACCGUCACCCUUCGUGCGCGUCGGAUCGUAACGACGCUCGGUAUCGCGCCCAGAGCCGCUGUGCGUCGCUUCGCUUGCUCCAAUCAUCAUCGUCAACAAUCAAUUGGAAAACGUGAGUCGACGACAAGGACACCUGUCGUUAUCGAUAAGCAAACAACGAAGUAAGACUCUCGAUCGCGUACGCGUCGAUCCGUUAUCGAUAUCGAGCUCACGCGCUCUCACGAUGCUCGUCGAUCGCGGUCUCUGAACGCCAGCGUUGAACCGUGACAUUGGAUACAGAGAAGACAUCGCAGAUUUCAGGCGAAACGAAAAGAUGAACGCACCGGUGUACGCGUCGUCCUGUCCCGCGUUGCAGUCGAAUCUCUCGCUGCACAGCUCGUCCUAUUACAGCGAAUACAGCGGAGCAGCGAGGAGGCGGUUGUCGUCAACCGGAGAGGCUGACACCUCCGCCACGUCGAGCUACGAGGGUAGCGACAGCUCGGAAAACAGCGACGAGUCUCGUCUAGAACCGGUCAGCCAGAUGGAGCGGGAGCAACUCGAGACCUUCUUCAGGGGCUUGAAGUCUCAGGUAUUCGUCUGCGAGUCGCUGGCAAACCUGUACCUGGGGAACGCGUCGCAGACCGAAAGAUGGGAGCUCCGAUUCACGGGAAUCCCCGUGGUGGUUCUGGAUCUCGGGGAGACGCGAUCGAGAUCCAAGCGGCGGAUCCAAAUUUUGUUAGCCGAACGUGGCACUUGCUUCACUCUAUGGAGGGAGACCAUCGACAAUCUGUCGUCGUACAAGGUCUCAGGUCCGGCGUUCCACACGAUGUGUCUCUCCUCGGAUCACACGCGUCUGGCUGGUCUCAGCUUCGACAAUCCUAAAGCAGCGAACGACCUCUGGCAGCACAUAGAGCGGCUCGUUUCCUGUCCAGAGAACAUCAGCCUGUCGGUGCCAGGGAAGAAGAAGAAGAAGCCGGUGCCCAAGAAGGUGGAGCUGCCAGCGAAGAGCAACAUCAGCCAGCCCUGUCAAUUCCAACACGUGACGAGCGUGGACGCGGCGGAUCGCUCGCGAUACUUCUCGCUUCAGACCCUCGUGCCAGCUCUGAACGAGCUGGAGAACUCGUUAGAACCGAACUUCUGAGAAAAGGGGAAGAAGCCCGACGAGCGUUCAGACUCGUAGUCUCCCACGCUCGUCCGUUCCCUGUCCGAUCUGAUCGUUUUAGGUGAAUUUCGUCGAUGAGAUUGGACGAGGACGAUGUGACUGCUUCGACCCUCGAGCAAAAUCAAACGUUCGUCGAGUCCGUUGCCUCGACUUUUGGAACGAUUGACCAGCGAACACGGAAGGGAACGGAGAAUAUCAAUGGACCGCUCGUGACUACUCCUCGUACCCUUCCUCUUCGACGGAACGAAUUAUCCAGGCGGUUUUCCGCCUGGAACCAUUUUCAGAGAUCGAGAUGUUAGAGAUAAAGAAAGAAUAGCGCGAGUUACCGACCAGUGGAGCUUGAAGGAACGACGAAGAAUCGCAGAAGAGUAUCGGUAGCGGAUCGAAGACGCGAACGAGCGAGUCCUUCAGGUUUACUGGUUGUUUCUCGGUGGACUGAUAUGGUGGGGCCAUAUGAAAUAAAUUAUUUAUUACGUUCUAGUUACUUCAAGCUUCGAAGACAUUUCAAAUAAACUUACUCUUUUAAGUAUCCGUUCUUGGGGUACUUUAGAUACCUCAUGUACAUAAGUUUCCUUGAAACGCUUUCAUUAAAAAAAAUGUUCAUCCAACACGUGUAGUAUAAUAUGGUCCUUCCAUCUCAUCAUUUUUCGCAAAAGGAGCCAGUUUCUCUGACAAAAUGCGACUGUUGUACGUGUGCUUCCGGAGAACGUAGAGGAAUAUGAUUAAGAGAAGUGUUAAGUAUAACACAAUGAACGUGGAAAACGCGCCUAGCAACGUCAAUGGCGAACGUUAACUCGAAGUAGUACUGCUACGGCGAUUCAGUUGUUUGCGUGCAAGCAUUUCCGGCGGAAAGCACUCGCGAACGUUUUUGUUCGUCGCUCGUAAUUAGGCAGCCCCUUCGAGUUCAGAAAACCGUUGUAAUUCCUUUGACACAGUUGGAAGCCUCUUUCGACGCGUUCUUUUUUCCACCGCAAUUCUGGUUUCAUUUUAAACGGGUUUCCUCGUUGCUCCAGGUGAAAAGAGCAAUGUUUGGCGUUAUAUUUUUUUUUCGCUGAAAAGUACGCGAGACAAUGGACUGAAAUUUUGUGCUCCGAUUAACCUUUUGCACUCUCAAGGUUGGCUGCACUGUUCAGGCACACAAAGUGUUAAAUAAAUAAUAAUAUUUUCAUUCGACUGCGUUAAUUUAUCUCUGAUUAUGCUUGCUUAAUUAAAAUUUAACGAUUUGAAAACACUUUUCGACAACGUAUAACCUAAUUUGUUGGACUGCAAAGGGUCGAUGCAGUUUUGAAGACGUUACUUCAAUUCCUUCGUUCAUCAGUAUGAAAAGUAUCGAUUGAAGAGAAAUGUAUUUGAACUUUUGAUUAGGGUAGCCAACUUUAUGAAAAUGUAACAAAAUCGAUUUUUUUUUAUUUCAGGUAUAUAGAUACUUCCGUGCUUGUAACACGUUCACUGUCCAACUACUAGGCGUAUCUAAUAGCAUCGCGCUAUGACCUGUAUAUGGGUCACGGACUGCGAACGUGUGGACCCUUUCGGAUUUGACAUUUUUUUAUUACAGUUUCGAGCGAACUGUGAAUGUACCAUAUAAAAUAUAUGUGCGUUGGAUAGUUUCGUAAGUAUACAUGGCACACGCGCGUGAAUAUGUAUUAGACAAAUAUCCAAAUACAAAAAAAAAAUCGUUCUCUGGAUGUUUAAAACGACUUCAAAAUUUACGCGCAGCAACGUUUUUGCGACCGUUUAGAAUUGUUGUAGUUGAUCGUCCGAGUUCGUCGUAGAUAUGUCAGAUUCGGAAAUUCUCUAACGUCCUAACCCCUUCGUGACCUCGCAAGACCAAUAAAGAAUAUAAUAAAUAAUUCCAAAUUCAAGCUAUAUAGAUUGUUUGAAACUGGAGCGCACGGAUAACUAUACCGUGAACACGAAGGGGUUAAACCCAGCGAGUAUUAUAAAGCGCGGAUGGUCUAGAAAAUUGAAACUUUCUUUGGAUCUUUGAUGUCGAUCGCUUCCUUGAUACCACGUAACAGCGUAGACAGCUCGCGAAACGCUUUUUCAACUUUUACCUUAUCCCUCUGAAAGACAAGUUCUUCGAGUCGAGAGCCGUCGACCACGUGCUUCAUCGCUGUGUACGGUUUUUAUGUCAGCCGUGCAGAAAACGAGGCAUUCCAUGACUCUUCGUCGUUUUAUCGCGAAGUCGGGUAAGAUGCUUUGACGUCGAUUCUCGAACGAAUUUAUGUCGCUAAUACGUCUUGAUAGUUCUGCGUCAAUGGUGGACGAAAUUCUUGUCGAGAUACAAAUUUCAAGAAACGGGUGGAAAAUAAGUUGUCUAUCAAGUACUCGUUCAACGAAAGUACAAUUUGAAAUAUAGAGUGAAAUACUUUGCUACGUCCGAGUAGAAUGAUACGAUUAUUAAUUUUUGAUGAGUUAUUCGAGGUUUCAAUCCAGAUCAGAAUUUCGUUUAUCUCUGGCACACACUCCUAACGUCGGUGUCUGCCUUUCCGAGAUAAUGUUCUGCAUGUUGUCCGAGUAACGGAACAAGACUGGUACCACCAUCCUACAUUUUAAACGAACGAUUUUGACGUAGACACUGUAACGAUAAUAGCCUUAGAACGUUUCGUCGUUACCAGACUUUGAUCGUUAAUGUUAAUCGCCUCUCGGUAGGCGAUCCACCGAUGUCGCCUGUGUAUUUAACCCUUGUUGCUAUCGAACAUGUCAAGUCUCGUUCAGUACAAUGAAACGUUUGUAGCUCUAUGUAAAAUUGAAGACUGGUCCAACAAUUUGUCAACCGCGCGAAUAAAGAUUUUUUAGGAAAUAUGGAAACUCCUCUUUCUUACUUACUCGCGGGAUGCGUUCUACACUUUGAAACGAUCAAUUUUUGCACCGAGGUCUUCAAUUGCCUAGCAAAAUUAUUUCAUUUAUUUUUGUUCAAGGGUUAAACGGUGAAUAUUUUCAUCCGCAACGAAGAACCAUCUGAAUCGUCAGAUUUCUUGCGUUUCAAGAAUAAUUAUCGAUUCGUUUGCAAUCCACGCGGAACAGAGAUGGGCGAAAUUUUAUUCGAAGAACGAAUCACAAAUAAAAAUCAACGUGUAACGUAUUUAAAUAUCGUAGAUUUGCUUACUGUGAAACAUUUUUAUUCCCAAACACUAUUUCCGUUUCAAUUAGUUGUACUUUUAAGUUGUGACUCCCGGAAUAAUCAUUUUGUCCAUUUCUGAAGCGGAUUUAAUCGUGUCGAAUAAAUAUAUAUUCGUUCGUACGCGAUCACCGAGGCUUCCUGGCGGAUUUUAGAGACUUAAACGUACACGAAUUAACAUUAACUUCUUUUGUCUACGACUGUGAUAUAAAUAUAUUUGUAUAGUUACGUUUCGUAAUACGUAUCCGCAUUGAUUAAUCACUUUGAUAUGUAUAAGUUUACCGAGCAUCGUUACGCAUGUAAUAAUUGUGGUAAUAAAUAGUAACUUCAUGAA